GGAAGCUAGUUAGCUGCUACUAGUAAAGUAUGCUAAUAGGGCUCUAACUUUUGUUAUUGUAAUUGAAAGGUUUCAGAAGACUUAAAUCACCUCUCCAUGAGUGCGAGGAUACUUUACGUUUGAACGGAAUUCAUGUUUCAACGGGAACCCGUUUUCCGAGUAUGAAACAACCGAAUUUAUGAGUUAGCGCAUUGGUAUGUUUACAAAACAGGUGAAGCUUCCCAUCCGAAAGUUAGCUAGGCGAGCUAGCUAGCUAUAUUAAGCCAAUUAGCUAGCUAAAUACCAUAACUGAAAGUAAAAGGUGUUGGAUAAUGCCCUACUAUAUAUAUUUUACCAAUCUAGAUUUACAAAUCUGGUUACAGUAAAUUGCUGAAGUUGUAGCUAGUAGCAUAGCUAAAAAGCUAAAUUAGCUAGCUUGUGAAUGUUUUGGCGCAACCCUCAGGUUCUCACGCGCAGAACUGUGAUUACUGUUACACUGAAGAAGAUAAAGUAUGUCAAUCAAAGAAAUAGUAUCUAAAAAGACUACGAAUAGAAUGGGAAAACACGUGAUAUUGUUGUUGUUAUGACGCCAUUGUGUGCCACUGUUGACAUCAUCACAUUAUACCUAUACACUAGCUAUAACUAACGUUAUAGUCUAGCUAAACAAAUUGAGGGUUUGUCAACAUGGCAAGUGCCUUGGUAGCUAAAAUGGGACUGAACUCACUGAGAAGAAAACAAGCCAAGAACUUCAAUGUCAGGAUCACCACAAUGGAUGCAGACAUGGAAUUCAGUUGUGAGGUGUGUGCCCCCUUUCUGUAUGUGUCAAUGUGUAGCUUGUAGCCUAGUUGUUAAAACACACACAUUAAUAAUGUAGUUGUCCAGCUCUUGCUUCACUCAACAGGAUGACAUAGCUAUGACAUCACCCUGACCUUCUCACUAUCCCUCAGGUUGUGUCCCAAUGGCACUCUAUCCCUUAUGCAGUGCAUUAUUUUUGAUCAGAUGGGUCCUGGUCAAAAGUAGCACACUACAUACAGUGAGGGAAAAAAGUAUUUGAUCCCCUGCUGAUUUUGUACGUUUGCCCACUGACAAAGACAUGAUCAGUCUAUAAUUUUAAUGGUAGGUUUAUUUGAACAGUGAGAGACAGAAUAACAACAACAAAAAAUCCAGAAAAACGCAUGUCAAAACUGUUAUAAAUUGAUUUGCAUUUUAAUGAGGGAAAUAAGUAUUUGAUCCCUCUGCAAAACAUGACUUAGUACUUGGUGGCAAAACCCUUGUUGGCAAUCACAGAGGUCAGAUGUUUCUUGUAGUUGGCCACCAGGUUUGCACACAUCUCAGGAGGGAUUUUGUUCCACUCCUCUUUGCAGAUCUUCUCCAAGUCAUUAAGGUUUCGAGGCUGACGUUUGGCAACGCGAACCUUCAGCUCCCUCCACAUAUUUUGUAUGGGAUUAAGGUCUGGAGACUGGCUAGGCCACUCCAGGGCCUUAAUGUUCUGCUUCUUGAGCCACUUCUUUGUUGCCUUGGACGUGUGUUUUGGGUCAUUGUCAUGCUGGAAUAACCAUCCACGACCCAUUUUCAAUGCCCUGGCUGAGGGAAGGAGGUUCUCACCCAAGAUUUGACGGUACAUGGCCCCGUCCAUCGUCCCUUUGACGCGGUGAAGUUGUCCUGUCCCCAAAGCAUAAUGUUUCCACCUCCAUGUUUGAUGGUGGGGAUGGUGUUCUUGGGGUCAUAGGCAGCAUUCCUCCUCCUCCAAACACGGCGAGUUGAGUUGAUGCCAAAGAGCUCGAUUUUGGUCUCAUCUGACCACAACACAUUCACCCAGUUCUCAUCUGAAUCAUUCAGAUGUUCAUUGGCAAACUUCAGACGGCCCUGUAUAUGUGCUUUCUUGAGCAGGGGGACCUUGCGGGCGCUGCAGAAUUUCAGUCCUUUAUGGCUUAGUGUGUUACCAAUUGUUUUAUUGGUGACGAUGGUCCCAGCUGCCUUGAGAUCAUUGACAAGAUCCUCUCGUGUAGUUCUGGGCUGAUUCCUCACCGUUCUCAUGAUCAUUGCAACUCCAUGAGGUGAGAUCUUGCAUGGAGCCCCAGGCCGAGGGAGAUUGACAGUUCUUUUGUGUUUCUUCCAUUUGCGAAUAAUCACACUAACUGUUGUCACCUUCUCACCAAGCUGCUUGGUGAUGGUCUUGUAGUCCAUUCCAGCCUUGUGUAGGUCUACAAUCUUGUCCCUAACAUCCUUGGAGAGCUCUUUGGUCUUGGCCAUGGUGGAGAGUUUGGAAUCUGAUUGAUUGAUUGCUUCUGUGGACAGGUGUCUUUUAUACAGGUAACAAGCUGAGAUUAGGAGUACUCCCUUUAAGAGUGUGCUCCUAAUCUCAACUUUUUACCUGUAUAAAAGACACCUGGGAGCCAGAAAUCUUUCUGAUUGAGAGGGGGUCAAAUACUUAUUUCGCUCAUUAAAAUGAAAAUCAAUUUAUAACAUUUUUGACAUGCGUUUUUCUGGAUUAUUUUGUUGUUAUUCUGCCUCUCACUGUUCAAAUAAACCUACCAUUAAAAUUAUAGACUGAUCAUUUCUUUGUCAGUGGGCAAACGUACCAAAUCAGCAGGGGAUCAAAUACUUUUUUUCCCUCACUGUAAAGAAUAGGGUGCCAUUUGGGACACCGGCAGAAUCUACAGGUGUCAGUCAGUUUAAUCUGUGCCUUAUUCAAUAUGACACUUCUGUUUUACUUUGACCUUAUAGACUACAGCAUUGUUUUUCAACUCCAGUCCGGACAAGCACACCUGAUUCAACUUGUCAACUAAUAAUCAAGCCCUUAUUGAGUUGAAUCAGGUGAGUUUGUCUUGGGUUACAACUAAAAUGUGUGCUGUUGUGGGUACUCGAGGACUGGAGUUGGGAAACACUGGGCUACAGUAACUACAUCAUUUGAAACCACCUGUGUAAUAGUAAUAACUAAGUAGGCGAUGUAAUUGAAAAACAAUAACCAUGUCAUGCACUUUACCACAAGGUAGUGAGUAUCUACAGUAUAAAUGUCUGCUUCUGGAGAAGUGUGACUCAUGCACCUUACAGGAAUCAUUCACAGUGUAAAAUCUAAAAUAUAUUUUCUUCAUAUUAGGCUCAAGAGGAAACAACAGAAUGCAGACAGAUGUCUUACCUAUGUGUUGCUCUUUUUAAGGUCACUUCAAUACAAUACUGAAGCAGCAAAAGAGGGUAAUGAAAUGUAGAUGGUGUUCUCGAAUCCAACUAAAGAAGAAAUGAUAGGCUUUAGGCUAAUACCUGUGCAGAUGUACAGUAUAGAAUAGGCCUAGAUGACUUUUAGUCCUUUGCCUUUCAGCCACUGUAGUCAACUUAACAUUGCCUAGGGCCUUAGGCUAUGCAAAGAAUGCAUCAUAAUAAUAACUUGGAAAGGCCAUCAGUACUUAACAGGGGAGGGAGACUGGACGCUACCACUGUUGAAAAUUGGUAAUUACACAGACCGGCAGAAUGUCAAUUGCAGGUUUGCUCAGAUUACUGUCUGUGCCUGGAUGAUAAUUUUAGAAAUUAUAUGCUUGGUAAAUAGUAAUUAUUGAGUGUUUGCCAUUUUAGGUGCAGGGUCUUUGAAGUGCAUUAUUAAAUUGACCUUGACUGUUCUUCAAUUGACCUUCAUUUCAUUCUCCUAUUGAGCUGAUAUCCUGGGCACUUUUCUUUCUCUCUUGCUUAGUGUACUGUUAAAGUUCUAUUGGUGCACUUUAAAGUUAAACAGUCUGAUAUUAAAGCUUUUUUAUUUGAGCAUGAAUGUGCAUCUGAUAUGCUUCUCAGAGCUUUGAUCUGAAUGAGAUAUAGAAAGACUUAGCGGCCCCCUGCCUUGAACUGAGCUUAUGAAAGAUGAACUGUCUAUGUCCAGCCUGAGCAAAGGGAUUUCUCGCCUCUCAUGACUCUCAUCACGACUAUUAUGACUUCUCUUACCCUCUGCCUUAUUUCAUACAGUUUCUGCCCUCUGCAGAUGCUAUUUGCUCUGUCAAUCAUUCACUCCACCCACAUCAUGAGACUGUUCCCAUAUUUACCCUAAUGUCAAUUCAUGCUGCUAUCCUGUUUUUCAGGUCAAAUGGAAGGGAAAGGAUCUUUUUGAUCUGGUGUGCCGGGCUCUGGGACUGAGAGAGACGUGGUUCUUCGGGUUCCAGUAUGAUGUCAAAGAGACUGUAGCCUGGAUCAAGAUGGACAAGAAGGUAAAUCUCAGCAACAGACGGACCCACUGAAAUCUACCACUGAGUAGAUUGAUGUGCUGGUUGGUACUCGGUGUCCCUUACAUUGUUUGUGAACACUGUGAGUUGAAUCGAGAUGUACUCUUCUUCACCAUCUUCUAGGGAUGUCAGGAGCCUGGCAAGAAACUGUCUGACUAAUUGAGUUGUCCAUGUUGUUUUGGUCUCUGUUGCAGGUUUUGGACCAAGAUGUGUCCAAGGAGGAACCAAUCACCCUUAAUUUCCUGGCCAAGUUUUACCCUGAGAAUGCAGAGGAGGAGUUGGUUCAGGACGUCACUCAGCAUCUCUUCUUCCUACAGGUGACUAUGCAUGGCACACUCAUUAUUUCUCAUCAACUCAAUCCAUAUUUUUCACUGUAAAGACUCCUGGCUAUUUUUUAAAUGGGAGUUGGCCACCAAGAAAGUAGCUCUAGUCAUUGUAAUUUUCACUGGUUGGCAUCUUAUCAUUAAUCGUUUUGGAGAUACAUUAUGAAAGCCUCUCAUUUUCAAAACUUUCAAUCUAGGACCUUUGAACAAGCAUGUCUUUUUCCCUUUCGGACCACCUCUUAAGAAAAUCUGUUUUGGAUUCUCAUCUGAUACCUAUCAAGACACUGCUAUAAAGUAGUGCACUAAACAAGGAAUAGGGUGCCAUUUGGGACACACACUUCUUCUUCCAAGUCCUGCAUGUAAACUUCAAAUCUGACAUGCCUCUCAGAACAUGCUAAUAGGUUACUGUCUGUCUCGGCAGUGGACAGAUAGUGAUGAUUUUGUAUGUGUUGGCAAUCUUUCCAGAGGCUUGCCUCGCCUUGCUAGCUGCUUUCAAGAAAGUUUUAAGAGGUUAGAAAUUAUUUUUUAAUCAUCUCAGAAAUACCUAGGUGAAUUUUGGUCAGUUAACUUAUAGAAAGCUCUCAAAUGUUUCAGUGAGAAUCAUACAGUCAUAUUAAAGAUCUUGAAACACUAUGCACAGACAUUUAGCUCUUUAGGCACUUAGCCCAUCAAUGUAAUAAUACUCCACUAUAUUCAUGGUUAUGUGCGCUCAUGUACUUACUUGACCAGUUAUCCCAUUGAAAUGGGCAAUAUAAUACACCUACAGCUACAUUACUGUUCUCUGAAGUUAUAUCACGGGUCUCUUCAGGCAGACUGCCAAUAGAGGGCAAACUUUCACAUCUAGUUUCUUUGACUGCUAUAGUUAGUGAGCACCAGAGCCAAAGCCCUCUCAGUCCAGAACACUCUCAGUAAUACACUUUCCCAUUGUCCCUCUCUGAUUGUAUUCAGCCAUGUGGAAUCAAUGUGCUGCAUUUUAACAGUGGCCUUUCUCCCCUGCCCUAAUACUUUGGGGGGAAUUCCUUCCCAGUACUGACACACUGGAUUCAACCUCAAUGGCACCCUAUUCCCGAUGUAGUGCUCUACUUUUGACCAGAGUACUAUGGGCCCUGGUCAAAAGUAGUGCACUACAUAGGGAAUAGUGUGCCAUUUGGGACAUAACUCCAAUUCCCUUAUCCCCUCACGCCAGAUGAGAUUUGUUACAAUGGUCUCCCUGCUGUCCAAUUCACCUAACCGCAUUUAUCAAUUACCAAUUAGGUUUAAAGGCCCAGUGCAGUCAAAAACAUGGGAUUUCCUGAGUUUUAUAUACAGUGCGUUCGGAAAGUAUUCAGAUCCCUUGACUUUUUCCACAUUUUUUUUACGUUACCGCCUUAUUCUAAAAUGGAUUAAAUAGUUUUUUCCCCUCAUCAAUCUAUACACAAUACCCCAUACAGCAACAUUUUUGCUAAUGUAUUAAAAAUAUAAAACUGAAAUAUAUGUCCCGUGUCCCGUGUAGCUCAGUUGGUAGAGCAUAGCAUUUGCAACGCCAGGGUUGUGGGUUCGAUUCCCACGGGGGGCCAGUAUGAAAAUGUAUGCACUCACUAACUGUAAGUCGCUCUGGAUAAGAGCGUCUGCUAAAUGACUAAAAUGUAAAAUGUAAAUAUGACAUUUACAUAAGUAUUCAGACCCUUUACUCAGUAAUUUGUUGAAGCACCUUUGGCAGUGAUUACAGCCUCAAGUCUUCUUGGGUAUGACGCUACAAGGUUGGCACACCUGUAUUUGGGGAGUUUCUCCCAUUCUUCUCUGCAGAUCCUCUCAAGCUCUGUCAGGUUGGAUGGGGAGGGUCGCUGCAGUCUCUACAGAGAUGUUCGAUCGGGUUCAAGUCUGGGCUCUGGCUGGGCCACUCAAGGACAUUCAGAGACUUGUCCUGAAGCCACUUCUGCGUUGUCUUGGCUGUGUGCUUAGGGUCGUUGUCCUGUUGGAAGGUGAACCUUUGCCCCAGUUUGAGGUCCUGAGCGCUCUGGAGCAGGUUUUUAUCAAGGAUCUCUCUGUACUUUUCUCCGUUCAUCUUUCCCUCGAUCUUGACUAGUCUCCCAGUCCCAGCCGCUGAAAAACAUCCCCACAGCAUGAUGCUGCCACCACCAUGCUUCACCAUAGGGAUGGUGCCAGGUUUCCUCCAGACAUAAUGCUUCAGGCCAAAGAGUUCAAUAUUGGUUUCAUCAGGCAAAAUAAUCCUUUAGGUGCCUUUAGGCAAACUCCAAGCGGGCUGUUAUGUGCCUUUUACUGAGGAGUGGCUUCCGUCUGGCCACUACCAUAAAUGCCUGAUUGGUGGAGUGCUGCAGAGAUGGUUGUCCUUCUGGAAGGUUCUCCCAUUUCUACAGAGAAACUCUGGAGCUCUUUCAGAGUGACGAUCUGGUUCUUGGUCACCUCCCUGACCAAGGCCCUUCUCCCCCAAUUGCUCCGUUUGGCUGGGCUGCCAGCUCUAGGAAGAGUCUUGGUGGUUCCAAACUUCUUCCAUUUAAGAAUGAUAGAGGCCACUGUGUUCUUGGGGACCUUCAGUGCUGCAGACAUUUUAUGGUACCCUUCCCCAGAUCUGUGCCUCGACACAAUCCUGUCUUUGAGCUCUACGGACAAUUCCUUCGACCUCAUGGCUUUGUUUUUGCUCUGACAUGCACUGUCAACUGUGGGACCUUAUAUAGACAGGUGUGUGCCUUUCCAAAUCAUGUCCAAUCAAUUGAAAUUUCCACAGGUGGACUCCAAUCAAGUUGUAGAAACAUCUCAAGGAUGAUCAAUAUAAACAGGAUGCACCUGAGCUCAAUUUCGAGUCUCAUAGCAAAGGGUCUGAAUACUUAUGUAAAUAAGCUAUUUCUGUUCUUUAUUUUUUAAUACAUUUGCAAAAAUGUCUGCAAACUGUUUUCGCUUUGUCAUGAUGGGGUGUUGUGUGUAGAUUGAUGAGGAAAAACAAUUAUUUAAUCAGUUUUAGAAUAAGGCUGUAACGUAAGAAAAUGUGGAAAAAGUCAAGGGGUCUGAAUACUUUCCGAAUGCGCUGUAUAUUUCCACAGUAUGUGGUUGGAAUAAUACUGUGAAAUUGUGAAAAUGAUGAUACUGCCCUUUUAGUGUAAGAGCUGUUUGAAAAGACUGCCUGAAAUUUCAGCCUGUUUUGGUGGGAUGGAGUUUUGGCCUGCUUGGUGACAUCACCAGGUGGUUAAUUAGUUAAUAGACCAAUAGGAAAGAGAGUUCCAAACCUCUCUGCCAAUAACAGUUUGUUUUCAGUUUUCCCCUCCCCACUCAGAUCACUCCCUGACAGUCCUAGCAAAAUUCUUGCUUGAGACAUUGCUCUUUGCAAAGAAGCUAUUUUAGUUUCUUUUUGACUAUUUUAAUUGAAAGAAAUCACAGUAAGGUACUUAACUUCUACCCAGAAAUGAUUUGAUAUUGAGAGAAAAAAUGGCUGCAUUGGGCCUUUAAGAGCUCUGGUCAAUGGCCCACUUAAUGACUUGGUCUCCUGGGAUUCGUUGUCCCUGUAGCAGUCAGUCUCAUUAUAUCCUUUGUACCCUCUUCAGAAACGAGAUGGUGCAUCUCAACAGCUUUCAUCCUGCAAAAUUUCAAAGAAAGAAAGAAAUACUCCUGUCCAUUGUGCUGGAUUUGUUACACGGCUAAAGACAACAAUUUGUUUAUUUAUAUUUCUUAUCUCUCCGUCCUCAGUAUUGGAAUGCAGGUAGGUACUUACUGUAUCUCGGAUGGAUGUGAGUAAAACAUGUUCAGUCCUUAAUCUGUUCUAAAGCAUUUAGCCAAGGAGUUGUUGAGGUUUUAAAGAGAGAACUCACCUGCCACAAAGAAAACGAUUUAGAUGCCCGUGCCGUAUAGCCUAACAUCCAGGAGACAAAUGAAGAACAACAACAACAUCCAUUUAAAAUGGAUGCUGCAAAAAGGAAAGGGACAAGAAUUCAAAAGACUAAACGCUUGUAAAAGCUUGUCUCCGUAUUACUCUCAUGAAUUCCCAUGAUGUGGGAGCACGGCUCCCCCUUCUCCCAUGUUCAGAUAGUGUCGUAAGCAUGACUGACAGCCGGAUUACUGUUUAUGAGAAGCCAUCAACCUCCCUGUCUCUCUGUUUGCGUCCCAAAUGGCAGCCUAUUCCCCUUUAAAGUGCACUACUUUUGACCAGAGCCUGAAAGUUGGCUUGUGCUCGCAGUCCAAAUGGCUAUGUUGCUGACGUCUUACUUUCAAACAACUUUGAACUCAUCCAUGUAGCAGUGAUAGCUAAGCUGUGUGAAAAACAUCAAACGGAAUUUCAGACACAGUCAAACCCAUAUGGCAAAAUGUUUUAAUUAUGUUUUCUCGGUACUAACGUCAAAUUGGAUGACUGCUGUAAAGCAACAAAGAGAUUCACAUCCCCAGCCUGAGCACCAUCUGUGCAUGACAUACUAUAUGCCUUCAUGGAAAACUACUAUAAAAGUUUGUUAACUACUGCUAAAAUAGUUUUUAUUUUCUCAAUCACUUAUCUGACAAAAGAAUGGUCAAAUGAAUCAAUGGUUCCUUUGUUCCAGUGUUGACAUAUUCAAUCGAGGAAUAGGAAUGUGGGGGAGAGCAGAGUGGAGCCCAAAAAGUUCUACCCAAGUUGGUGUAGGCUUAUAGGGACAUUAUUACACUGUAAAAAGUGGGACAACGCUGUUGUUAAUCUGAAGUGCUUUUACUGAUUGGAAUGAUUAAAAUGUACACUUUGGUUUGUUCAACAUAUUCUAUUCAGUGUGUCUGAAUUAGGCUUGGGUGGUAUCCAGAUUUUCAUAUUGUCAUACCGUCCUUCUCUUAUCCAGGGAAAUGGUUCCAAUUGUUUUUCCACCAUUCACUUUUCCCAUUAUUUUUUUUAGAAACACUUAAAAUAAGGGCUGUGUUCCGUGUAGGCUUACCCUUGCGUGACAUUUUGAUAACAGUGUACAUUUCUCUAGGACAAGGUUGCUUUUUAUCCGAAGAGUUGGCGGCGUAGUUUAUUGGGUGCGUGGCUUUCAGUUUGUUAGUUUUGGCCACCCGUGAGAGUGAAUAAAAUGCAGACGUUCUAUAUUACCUUAGAAAUAAUGGAUGAUUAUUUCCAAGUUAAUGUACAGAACGGAGGUGUUUAUCCUGCUUAUACCACAGUUGCCAAAGAAAACAAUAUGAAAGCACACAUUUACCGGUAUAAAUAUUAUUUCUUGUUGAUAUUUAAAUUUUUAUAAGCAAAUAAAUAAUUUAUCAUCUUCUGGUUGCUGGAGAUGCGACCCAGUCGUUCAUUCGAUUAGUUUGAUAUUUACAGACCCAGUCGUUCGUUAUCUGGUUUUAAUGUCCAUUCUAGAAUGCCCUUCUAGCCAAUCAGAUAUGAGUAUUCAACAAUGCUGUGGUAUAAUCAAAUGUAAACUUGUACACUGCCAGCAUCUGUAGUGAUACUUAAAUAAGUGCAAGUGUUACAAAAGAGCCUGAUAAGCUUUCUAUGUUAAUGUAUCCUAUGCUUGGUUAUAAUAUUGUGGCUUUUACAUGCAAAAGUCUUGUGUAAAGAAAAUAUUUUUGAACCAAUUAAAUGUCUUGGUUAACAGGGAAGUUAUUGAAUUGCUUGUAACACUAUUUAAUACAUUUGCAUAAGUAUUUCUAAAUUAAAAAGUGAGCUGGGUUGUACAGUGCAUUCGGAAAGUAUUCAGACCCCUUUACUUUUUCCACAUUGUCACACCCUGACAUAGAGUUGGCUAGUUGGUGAGUCAGGGUGUGAAUAUUUGAUGUGGGAAUUUCUAUGUGGACAUUCUAGUAUUUGUAUUUCUAUGUUUGGCCGGGUGUGGUUCCCAAUCAGAGGCAGCUGUCGCUCGUUGUCUCUAAUUGGGGAUCAUACUUAGGCCGCCAGUUUUCCUGCCUGGGUUGUGGGAUCUUGUUUAUGUUCCGUGUUAGGCUUGUAUGUGUAUAGCCUGAGGACUUCACUUUACGUUGUUUCUUGUUUUGUUUAUGUUUAUUGAGUUUAAUAAACAUGUACGCUUUUCACGCUGCACCUUGGUCUGACCCGUCUCUCAACGUUCGUGACACACAUUUUGUUACGUUACAGCCUUAUUCUAAAAUGGAUUAAAUAAAUCACAUUCCUCAUCAAUCUACACACAAUAGCCCAUAAUGUGGAAAACAGGUUUUUAGAAAUGUUUGCAAAUCUAUAAAAACUAUAAAACAGAAAUUCCUUAUUUACAUAAGUAUUCAGACUCUUUGCUAUGAGACUCGAAAUUGAGCUCAGGUGCAUCCUGUUUCCAUCCUUGAGAUGUUUCUACAACUUGAUUGGAGUCCACCUGUGGUAAAUUCAAUUGAUUGGACAUGAUUUGGAAAGGCACACACCUGUCUAUAUAAGGUUCCACAGUUGACAGUGCAUGUCAGAGCAAAAACCAAGCCAUGAGGUCGAAGGAAUUGUCCGUAGAGCUCAGAGAGGAUUGUGUCGAGGCACAGAUCUGGGGAAGGUUAUCAAAAAAGUUAUGCAGCAUUGAAGGUCCCCCAAAACACAUUGGCCUCCAUCAUUAUUUUUAAUACAUUUGCAAAAAUUUCUAAAAACCUGUUUUUCCUUUGUCGUUAUGCGAUAUUGUGUGUAGAUUGAUGAGGAAAAAAACAAUUUAAUCAAUUUUAGAAUAAGGUUGUAACGUAACAAAAUGUGGAAAAAGUUAAGGGGUCUGAAUACUUUCCGAAUGCAUUGUAUUUACAUAAAAUAUUAGUUUGUAUUUGUUAUUUAUCAGGUUUAACCAAAGAGGAAAAGUAAGUUGUGUUGAAAUAAGUAUGUUGCAACUUGAAAUACAGCUUUUGUAAUAAUCAAAUAAAACAGUUGGCGUUGAAUCAUAUAUUUUGUUUCAAUAAAUGUAAUAUUUUUCAAUUUACUGGUAACCAGUUGAAGUAAUUGUUUUUUGGUUCAUCCAAAGAGUUCUUUUUUACAGUGUAGGUCCGAUUUUGUCAAUCUCUUUUUUUGUUUCCAUUCAGGUAAAGAAUAAGAUCCUGGAAGAGGAGAUAUACUGCCCUCCUGAAGCCUCGGUGCUGCUGGCCUCCUAUGCCGUCCAGGCCAAGGUCUGUAUCACUGGAACUCUGUUCUCUCCUCUUACAAUCAAUAAACCUGUCUGUCCACACAUCCAUCUGUCCAUUCCAUUCACUCACCCGUCCAUCUGUCAGUCAGUCAGUCCGUCCAUCCAUCCAUCCAUCCAUCCAUCCAUCCAUCCAUCCAUCCAUCCAUCCAUCCAUCCAUCCAUCCAUCCAUCCAUCCAUCCAUCCAUCCAUCCAUCCAUCCAUCCAUCUAUAAUUGAAAGCCCUUUGUAGCUCAGUUGGUAGAGCAUGGCGUUUGCAACGCCAGGGUUGUGGGUUCGAUUCCCACGGGGGGCCAGUAUGAAAAAUGUAUGCACUCAGUAACUGUAAGUCGCUCAGGAUAAGAGCGUCUGCUAAAUGACUAAAAUGUAAAAUGUAAAUGAAAAAUACAGGGCCAAGCUCAAUGAAACUCCAGACAGGAAGCCUUGGUUUGUCAUUUGCAAAAUAAAGACUCUCCAAAUGAACAUCCCCACUUCCUCUCACCAUUCUGCUGAAGGAUUGCAUCACUCCAAACCUGUCUGUCUCCAGAUUCCCCCAAAGAGGACAACCGUUGACCAUGCCUGAAUCCCAAUUUGCACCAGAUUCCCUUUAUAGUGCAGUACCUUUGACCAGGGCCAUAUGUCUCUGGUCAAAAGUAGUACACUAUAUUUGGAAUAGGGUGCCAUUUGGGACACAUCACGUCUUAUACACAAAUCACAUCAGGCCGGCUCUCCUCUCCUCUCCUCUCCUGUCAGAUCAUUUGAACUAGACACGGCAGAAACGGGAACAUGCUCUCAGUGUAUCAGCAGUCCGCUUUGAUUAUCUUUGAAUUGAUCUGCUUAACUUGACUUCACAUAAUGGGAGGUUGUUAUAGGUUAGUGAGAGAUUGGUGGCAGGGUGACCUUUCUCCAUUCUCUCUGUCCACCUGGGUUGUUUUUGUGUAGGAAAAGAUAGAUAUACUGAGAUAUCGGGCUAUGUUGGGACCUCACGUUGUAUCUAACGGACUAUGUGAAGGGCAGAGGAGAUCGAAAGAAAGGGAGUUGAUGUUUCAAGUUUUAAUGUCACAUGCACAAGUACAGUGAAAUGUCUUUCUUGCUAGCUCUAACCCCAACAAUGAAAUAAUCAACAAUGUAAUACAAAAAAUAACAAGGUAGAACAAAAACACACAAGACAUAGAAAUAAGAAGAACACGAUAAAGUAAGUAAGCAUACUAUACUGAACAAAAAUAUAAACACAACAUGCAACAAUUUCAAGUUACAGUUCAUAUAAGAAAAUAAGUCAACUGAAAUGAAUUCAUUAGGCCCUAAUCUAUGGAUUUCACAUCACUGGGAAUACAGAUCUGUUGGUCACAGGUACCUUAAAAAAAACAAGGUUGGGGCGUGGAUCAGAAACCAGUCAGUAUCUGGUGUGACCACCAUUUGCCUCAUGCAGCGCGACAAAUCUCCUUCACAUAGAGUUCAGGCUGUUGAUUGUGGCCUGUGGAAUGUUGUCCCACUCCUCUUCAAUGGCUGUGUAAAGUUGCUAUAUAUUGGUGGGAACUGGAACACGCUGUCGUACACGUCGAUCCAGAGCAUACCAAACAUGCUCAAUGGGUGACAUGUCUGGUGAGUAUGCAGGCCAUGGAAGAACUGGGACAUUUUCAGCUUCCAGGAAUUGUGUACAGAUCCUUUUGACAUGGGGCCGUGCAUUAUCAUGCUGAAACAUGAGGUGAUGGCGGUGGAUGAAUGGCACGACAAUGGGCCUCAGGAUCUCGUCACGGUAUCUCUGUGCAUUAAAAUUGCCAUCGAUGAAAUGCAAUUGUGUUCAUUGUCCGUAGCUUAUGCCUGCCCAUACCAUAACCCCACCGCCACCAUGGGGCACUAUGUUCACAACGUUGGCAUCAGCAAACCGCUCGCCCACACGACGCCAUACAUGCUGUCUGCCAUCUGCCCGGUACAGUUGAAACCGGUAUUCAUCCGUGAAGAGCACACUUCUCCAGCGUGCCAGUGGACCAUCGAAGGUGAGCAUUUGCCCACUGAAGUCGGUUACGAGAUGACAGCUUUGCACACUCUUGGCAUUCUCUCAACCAGCUUCACAUGGAAUACUUUUCCAACAGUCUUGAAGGAGUUCCCACAUACAUCUGCGGUUGUGAGGCCGGUUGGACGUACUGCCAAAUUCUCUAAAACGACAUUGGAGGCAGCUUAUGGUAGAGAAAUGAACAUAAACUUAUCUGGCAACAGCUCUGGUGGACAUUCCUGCAGUCAGCAUGCCAAUUGCACGCUCCCUCAAAACCUGUGGCAUUAUGUUGUGUGACAGAAAUGCACAUUUUAGAGUGGCCUUUUAUUGUCCCCAGCACAAGGUGCACCUGUGUAAUGAUCAUGCUGUUUAAUCAGCUUCUUGAUAUGCCACACCUUUCAGGUGGAUGGAUUAUCUUGGCAAAUGAGAAAUGCUCACUAACAGGGAUGUAAACGAAUUUGUGCACAACAUUUGAGAGAAAUAAGCUUUUUGUGAGAAUGGAACAUUUCUGGGAUCUUUUAUUUCAGCUCAUGAAACAUGGGACCAACAUUUUACAUGUUGCAUUUAUAUUUUUGUUCAGUGUAUAUACAGAGUCGGUUCCAGUACCAUAUUUACAAUGUGCAGUGAUACUGGAUCGAUAGAGGUAGAUAUGUAUAGGGUAAGGUGACUAGGCAUCAGGAUAUACAGUGGGGGAAAAAAAGUAUUUAGUCAGCCACCAAUUGUGCAAGUUCUCCCACUUAAAAAGAUGAGAGAGGCCUGUAAUUUUCAUCAUAGGUACACGUCAACUAUGACAGACAAAAUGAGAAAAUUGUAGGAUUUGUAAUGAAUUUAUUUGCAAAUUAUGGUGGAAAAUAUGUAUUUGGUCACCUACAAACAAGCAAGAUUUCUGGCUCUCACAGACCUGUAACUUCUUCUUUAAGAGGCUCCUUUGUCCUCCAUUCGUUACCUGUAUUAAUGGCACCUGUUUGAACUUGUUAUCAGUAUAAAAGACACCUGUCCACAACCUCAAACAGUCACACUCCAAACUCCACUAUGGCCAAGACCAAAGAGCUGUCAAAGGACACCAGAAACAAAAUUGUAGACCUGCACCAGGCUGGGAAGACUGAAUCUGCAAUAGGUAAGCAGCUUGGUUUGAAGAAAUCAACUGUGGGAGCAAUUAUUAGGAAAUGGAAGACAUACAAGACCACUGAUAAUCUCCCUCGAUCUGGGGCUCCACGCAAGAUCUCACCCCGUGGGGUCAAAAUGAUCACAAGAACGGUGAGCAAAAAUCCCAGAACCACACGGGGGGACCUAGUGAAUGACCUGCAGAGAGCUGGGACCAAAGUAACAAAGCCUACCAUCAGUAACACACUACGCCGCCAGGGACUCAAAUCCUGCAGUGCAAAACGUGUCCCCCUGCUUAAGCCAGUACAUGUCCAGGCCCGUCUGAAGUUUGCUAGAGUGCAUUUGGAUGAUCCAGAAGAGGAUUGGGAGAAUGUCAUAUGGUCAGAUGAAACCAAAAUAUAACUUUUUGGUAAAAACUCAACUCGUCGUGUUUGGAGGACAAAGAAUGCUGAGUUGCAUCCAAAGAACACCAUACCUACUGUGGGGGUGGAAACAUCAUGCUUUGGGGCUGUUUUUCUGCAAAGGGACCAGGACGACUGAUCCGUGUAAAGGAAAGAAUGAAUGGGGCCAUGUAUCGUGAGAUUUUGAGUGAAAACCUCCUUCCAUCAGCAAGGGCAUUGAAGAUGAAACGUGGCUGGGUCUUUCAGCAUGACAAUGAUCCCAAACACACCGCCCGGGCAACAAAGGAGUGGCUUCGUAAGAAGCAUUUCAAGGUCCUGGAGUGGCCUAGCCAGUCUCCAGAUCUCAACCCCAUAGAAAAUCUUUGGAGGGAGUUGAAAGUCCGUGUUGCCCAGUGACAGCCCCAAAACAUCACUGCUCUAGAGGAGAUCUGCAUGGAGGAAUGGGCCAAAAUACCAGCAACAGUGUGUGAAAACCUUGUGAAGAAUUACAGAAAACGUUUGACCUGUGUCAUUGCCAACAAAGGGUAUAUAACAAAGUAUUGAGAAACUUUUGUUAUUGACCAAAUACUUUUUUUCCACCAUAAUUUGCAAAUAAAUUCAUAAAAAAUCCUACAAUGUGUUUUUCUGGAUUUUUUUUCCUCAUUUUGUCUGUCAUAGUUGACGUGUACCUAUGAUGAAAAUGACAGGCCUCUCUCAUCUUUUUAAGUGGGAGAACUUGCACAAUUGGUGGCUGACUAAAUACUUUUUUUCCCCACUGUAUGAUAAACAGAGUAGCAGUGUGCGUAAGUGUGUAGGGCCCUGUGCGUGUGCAUAGAGAAUAAAAUAUAAGGGUGAAAGUGUAGCCAUUUUGUUAGCUAUUUAGAUAGCUAUUGAGCAGUCGUAUGUGUGUGUGUGUGUGUGUGUGUGUGUGUGUGUGUGUGUGUGUGUUAGGGCUGGGAAUUGACAGGGAUCUUUCGAUACGAUAUUAUCACGAUACUUAGGUGCCAAAACGAAAUGUAUUGUGAUUCUAUAUGUAUUGCAAUUUGAUGUUCCAAACAUAUUGCUGACUAUAUGCUGCUGCAGAGAGACGAGAGAGAAUUAGAAAAUUAGUUUUGAUCAGUCAUGGAAAUAAAAAUGCAGAAAACAUGUUGGCUCACAAUUUUUUUUAAAGAUGGAGAACAAGCUAUAGGAUUAAAAAUACAUGGGUUUUGGCACAGGUAUCGCUGACUAGCGCUAGCUAACGCUACCUAGCAAAAAACAAACAUUGUUUAUUAUUAUAAUUUUGUACAAAUCGAUAAUAAUAAUAAUAUUGAGAUAUGUAACUACAUCGAUUUCCCCUCCCCCAUCACUUGUGUGUGUGUGGAAUGAGAUGUUCUCUAUAAAGAAAAUGAAGGCGAAGUGAGUGGGGAAAAGACGAGUGAUUCUAACUGGCAUGAUUUAGCCUAUAGGCAGGUUGAGAUAAGGGCAAUCGUACAGACUUACAGAUUUAAGAUCUGUAAUCUGAUUUCAAUGACAGCAGAUACCACUGAACAUCAUAAGCAGUGGAAAGCUUAAUUGACAUGCAAGAGAUGGAGAGAGAUUGAAGGUGGGCAGACUGAUAAAGGGAUUAGAGGAAGCAGAAGGUGUGUGUGUGUGUAUUUAUUGGUGUGUAUGUGCAUGCACGUGUGUGUGUAUAUGUGUGUAGGCUAAUGUAUCUCAUUCUGCUAGGCGGUGCAGGAUAGACUCGUGUUUGCUGUUUGGUAUUCUGCAGGGCACCUCGCACCAGAGAAAUGUUGACAGGGAAUUUUCAAGCAACAGCUGCUUCAUAAAACGCAGGGAGUUACCUGGCCAGGCGUACACUCAAUGGCUGUAGGGAGAGCAGGGGUAGCAGAAGGAGAGGAGAGGGGUAGCUAGUGGAGUAUAGAGAGUGUGUGUGACACACCAAGCAGCCUGCAUUGUAACCCCACUGUGUUAAUAGAAUACAAUACAGAGAGUUGGUCUGAGAUACGAUCGACCAGUUAUUACUAGUCUGCAUUGCUGCUCUGGCAGCUGACAUCGAUGAUUUAAAUUGGCGUAUUGUCACCUCAUCUUAGUAAAGGGAUUCUUGUCGAUUUAAUGUCUUGAUGUCUUGAUUAGGUUCAUGCAAUUCAAGGUUAAGAAUUGAAAUACAGUAACAACACACCUUCCAUUCAACUACAACAACCAAUAGUAUCCAAAACAUCCAACACACUUUCAAAACUACUCCUGUGUCCUUUUCCGAAUGAUGAUGAAUUUGCCAUUAAGCAUGAUUCCCUAGUUACCAAGUAUAAACUCACAUUCAGUUCCGACUGAUGAAAGCUAAAUGGUUGGUGGUAGCUGUUAUCAUCAGGUCUCAUCAGUUUCUGGUCCUUACACUAAUUUUAGACCCAUUUCCUUUGGCCUUUUGUACCAGUCCUGAAACUCUCUCCCUGUCUGUCUCCCUGUCUGUCUACCUGUCUGUCUGAGUAGUUAAGACGUAGAAUUGCGAGUGCAGGCCUUUUCUCUGGCCAGCAGUCCCAUGUCAGCUUACGUGUUUGGCUGUCAGAGAAACUUCCAGAGAGUGGACUGGCAAGACAGCAAAGAUGUUACUGAUGUUGACUGCUGCCCUCACACAAUACUAUUCUCUUCCAUCCAACUAGUUAUUGUUUGUAGCCUCUGGUCUGUAGAGAGAUUACAGACUUGAAUGUGUGUGACACACGCACACACACACACACGCACACACACGCACACACACACACACACACACACACACACACACAUACACACAUACACACACACACACACACACACACACACACACACACACACACACACACACACACACACACACACACACAAAGGAACUACCACAGUUUUCCCUAGCCCAGGGGGAGGUAAUUUCUGUGUCAGUGAAUCAUUUUGAUACCACCACUGAUGGUAUUUGACAUUCCCUUCUUCUCUCGUCCAUUGUUAUUCCUCUCAAUAAUUUCUGAGCCAUAUCUUAAUGACAUGUAAUGACACAAUUUCCUGACAACCAGGGAGCUGUUUGUUUGUGUGUGUGUGUGUGUGUGUGUGAGCUGCAAGUAAAUUAGUCUGUGUGUUGAUGGAAGACUGACCCUGUUCAUUUUGACCGAUUCCUUCAUCUCUCAUUUUAAUACUUAAUACUUAUCUUAAUCAUAAACUUCAUAAAAGGAUAGAAAUAUACUAUCAUAUUAUCUCUAUUGGCUGUUAUCCUGGCCUGACCAUUACCUUUUAACUGCUUUUUCUCUCUUGACUUUGCAGUAUGGAGACUAUGACCCCAAUGUCCACAAACCAGGCUUUCUUGCUCAAGAGGAACUCCUACCAAAGAGGGUGAGUGACUGCCAUUAUUCUUUUAGCUGCAAUGCAUAAGCACCACCGUAGUAACCUAGUAGUUUUCAUUUCUGCCAGAAAUGUUAAGGACAUUAUCAAUGACGGUAAUAAAGUGUUCCUUGGAUUUCAUGGAACACAUGGACAAAGGCAUGUUUUCAUUAUUGUCUCGCAUACAUUUUGCAUAAAACAUUUGAGUGAUUGUUUUGACUACGUAUCCUCUGUUUUUUAGGUGAUCAACCUGUACCAAAUGACAGCAGAGAUGUGGGAGGAGAGAAUCACUGCUUGUUAUGCUGAGCAUAGAGGGAGGACAAGGUAAAACUGCAAUGUCAUAUACCUGUCUAGGGAUAAGGUGUCUGUCUUCAUUGAUUCUCGGACAGUUCUCAGUGCUUAUGUAUAGGAGUUUUUUCCUCCGUUGUUUAGAGUUAGGCCUAUGUACUCGGGCUAACACCAAAGAAGGCGCGCAUAAGAGCAAACUUGUGGAUCUACCCUCUUGCUUUUGUUUGCCAGCCACAUCAAAAGAACAUCAGAUAAAAGUGAAACGAGCGUCAACGUCGUGGUUUUUGUCAAAGUAUGCAAAUGUUGUUUCUAACUGGAGAUGACCCAGAAGAAGAGUCCGAUCUGACAACCUAGAAAGAGAAAAAAGAAAACUGCUUAAAUUUACUUUCAUCACUAGAUUACAAUGUAACUGGCUGUUUGAGGCUGCAGCAGAAUUAGUUUAUCUGCCUAAACCACAGCGCGUGACCUCUCAAGUGCAUUCAGGGAAUUACACUCUACGUUAGUGUGAAACCCCCUGCUGAUGUUGAAUCAGGUGUGCUUGUCCGGGGCUACAGUAAAAAUGUGUACUGUUGGGGGAACUCGAGGACUGUUGGGAACCACCACUCUAAUACACAUAAUUAUGCAUGAGUUAGAAAGAGGUGUCUCUCUCUCUCUCGCUCUCUCUUGACACAUGAUGUUCUGAUCUCAUCUUCUCUUCUCCUGACCCAGGGAAGAUGCUGAGAUGGAGUACUUAAAAAUAGCUCAGGACCUGGAGAUGUACGGCAUCAAUUACUUUCCCAUCAGGGUGAGACUGAGAACCUUUUCUGCUUCUUUCCCAUCAAAGAGAGAGGUGUUAAGCCCAUACAAUAAGCCCAUAGAAAUGUUGGAAAAGUUAAGUUUAUGGAAAGGUAUGAGAAACAUGAUCCUGGAUGAUUCAUCCACCAGUAAGCCAAUAGAAAGCUAUUAUCCUCUCAAAAUGUUACUAGGUAAUUGAAGAAAGGUAAUUGAAGAAAUAAGGUGAAAGUUUAAUCCUAUAUUAAUUUGUACUUCAGCAGGUUGUAGUGGAAAAUAUCUGGAUCCUAAUAUAGUGAGAAAUUGAUUUAGGCUUUAUGAAAGUAAUCUCAGCACCCAGAACCAAAUCUAACGGUCUGUCAUGAGUGACUAAUAUGAAAAGUAACCAUUGAUUACUGCAAUAUUACUACUUCAUCAUUAUGUUCUUUAAAGGGAUAAUCCACCCCAAACCACUAAUUCCUGUGAUUAACAGUGUUAAACAGUGUUAAAUAGCACUAAUAUGUGAAAAGGAUAUUGGGGGAAAAAACGUUUCAUUUUGUCGUUAUAACAAGGUUGGUAGCAAUGUGAAAAUCGUUGUGGAAAUCUGUUGUAGCUCAAGUCGACUACAAAACCCACAAUGCAGUGCUCUCUCCGGGCUGUCUAGCUAGCUAGCAAACGUAGCUACACACAAUACUACCAAAGACAUUAUCAGCAUGUGAAGUACACUGAACAAAAAUAUAAACGCAACAUGUAAAGUGUUGGUCCAAUGUUUCAUGAGCAGAAUAAAAGAGCGAGACAUUUUUUGCAAAAUUUGUUUACAUCCCUGUUAGUGAGCGUUUCUCCUUUGCCAAGAUAAUCCAUCCACCUGACAGGUUUGGCAUAUCAAGAAGCUGAUUAAACAGCAUGAUCAUGACACCGGUGCACCUUGUGAUGAGGACAAUAAAAGGCCAUUCUAAAAUGUGCAGUUUGUCACACAACACAAUGCCACAGAUGUCUCAAGUUUUGAGGGAGCGUGCAAUUGGCAUGCUGACUGCAGGAAUGUCCACCAGAGCUGUUGCCUGCCAGAUAAUUUCAUGUUAAUUUCUCUACGGUAAGACGCCUCCAACGUCGUUUUUAGAGAAUUACGUCCAACCGGCCUCACAACCGCAGAAUAAAUGUAACCACGCUAGCCCAGGACCUCCACAUCCGGCUUCUUCACCUGCGGGAUUGUCUGAGACCAGCCACCUGAUGAAACUGUAGGUUUGCACAACCGAAAAAUGUAUGCAUAAACUGUCAGAAACAUUCUCAGGGAAGCUCAUCUACGUGCUCGUCGUUCUCACCAGGGUCUUGACCUGACUGCAGUUCGGCGACGUAACCGACUUCAGUGGGCAGAUUAUUACAUUUGAUGGCCACUGGCAUGCUGGACAUGUGUGCUCUUCACGGAUUAAUCCAGAUUUCAACUGUACCGGGCAGAUGGCAGACUUGUGGGCGAGCGGUUUGCUCAACGUUGUGAACAGAGUGCCCAUGGUGGCAGUGGGGUUAUGGUAUGGGCAGGAAUAAGCUACGUUCAAUGAACACAAUUGCAUUUUGUCGACGGCAAUUUGAAUGCACAGAGAUACCGUGAUGAGAUCCUGAGGCCCAUUGUCCUGCUAUUCAUCCGCCGCCAUCACCUCAUGUUUCAGCAUGAUAAUGCACGGCCCCAUGUCGUGAGGAUCUGUACACAAUUCCUGGAAGAUGAAAAUGUCCCAGUUCUUCCAUGUCCUGCAUACUCACCAGACAUGGCACUCAUUGAGCAUGUUUGGGACACUUUGGAUCGACGUGUAUGACAUCGUGUUCCAGUUCCCGCCAAUAUCCAGCAACUUCGCACAGCCGUUGAAGAGGAGUGGGACAACAAUCCACAGGCCGCAAUCAACAGUGUUGUGCUGCAUGAGACAAAUGGUGGUCACACCAGAUUCUGAGUCGUUUUCUGAUUCACGCCCCUACUUUCUUUUUUAAAGGUAUCUGUGACCAACAGAUGUAUACAGUGCCUUGCAAAAGUAUUUCCUAUUUUGUUGCAUUACAACCUGUAAUUUAAAUUGGAUUUUUAUUUGGAUUUCAUGUAAUGGACAUACACAAAAUAGUCCAAAUUGGUGAAGUGAAAUGAAAAAAAUAACUUGUUUCAGAAAAUUCAAAGAAAGAAAUAAUGGAAAAGUGGUGCGUGCAUAUGUAUUCACCCCCUUUGCUAUGAAGCCCCUAAAUAAGAUCUGGUGCAGCCAAUUACCUUCAGAAGUCACAUAAUUAGUUAAAUAAAGUCUACCUGUGUGCAUUCUAAGUGUCACAUCAUCUCAGUAUAUAUACACCUGUUCUGAAAGGCCCCAGAGUCUGUAACACCACUAAGCAAAACCAAAACCAACACCUCUCAUCACCCCGAGAACACCAUCCCUACAGUGAAGCAUGGUGGUGGCAGCAUCAUGCUGUGGGGAUGUUUUUCAUCGGCAGGGACUGGGAAACUGGUCAGAAUUGGAGGAAUGAUGGAUGUCGCUAAAUACAGGGAAAUCCUUGAGGGAAACCUGUUUCAGUCUUCCAGAGAUUUGAGACUGGGACGGAAGUUCACCUUCCAGCAGGACAAUGACCCAAGGCAUACUGCUUAAGCAACACUCGAGUGGUUUAAGGGGAAACAUUUAAAUGUCUUGGAAUGGCCUAGUCAAAGCCCAGACCUCAAUCCAAUUGAGAAUCUGUGGUAUGACUUAAAGAUUGCUGUACACCAGCAGAACCCAUCCAACUUGAAGGAGCUGGAACAGUUUUGCCUUGAAGAAUGGGCAGAAAUCCCAGUGGCUAGUUGUGCCAAGUUUAUGGAGACAUACCCCAAGAGACUUGCAGCUGUAGUUGCUGCAAAAGGUGGCUCUAUAAAGUAUUGACUUUGGGGGGUGAAUAGUUAUGCACGCUCAAGUUUUCAGUUCUUUUUUUUCUUAUUUCUUGUUUGUUUCACAAUAAAACAUAUUUUGCAUCUUCAAAGUGGUAGGCAUGUUGUGUAAAUGAAAUUAUACAAACCCCCCAAAAAAUCUAUUUUAAUUCCAGGUUGUAAGGCAACAAAAUAGGAAAAAUGCCAAGGGGGGUGAAUACUUUCGCAAGCCUCUGUAUCUGUAUUCCCAGUCAUGUGAAAUCCAUAGAUUAAGGACCUAAUUAACUUAUUUCAGUUGACUGAUUUCCUUAUAUGAACUGUAACUCAGUAAAAUCUUUGAAAUUGGUGCAUGUUGCGUUUAUAUUUUUGUUCAGAGUUGCUAGCUUUUACCUAAACAAACUGCACUAUCAAUUUAGGAGUCUGUCUCACAGAGUUCAACUUGCAGUUUGCCUCUGCCCAGAGCGAGUGCAGAGUAUGUUGCUAUAGCAACAAAGGCCCUUUCCCACGUUUCCCACAGACACACAGGGCGUAUUGCGAGAUGGUACUUGAAGGAGAAACUAAGUUGAAUAAUUUGGUACUCUAUCUAGAUUGAGCACAUCUAAGCGAAAUAUAUACUUUGUCAUGAUGAUAUACACGGAUGGUUGUGUUCUAGAGUAUGCCCAUACCAUCUAUUGGCUGAUUUGGCGAUCUUUUGUAUUUUACCCACUGAUAGAACAUAUAUAUUCAUGUCUCAUUUAAUCAGUUUCUCUCUUGAAGUGACAUAAUAUAGCCUACUGCGGUGAUCAAUGUCUACUCUAAAAGACCAGGGCAUUCUAAGUAGCACAUCAAACUUACUCAACAUUAGUAAUUCAUGUAGGUUAAGGUCUUAGAUGAACAAAACCAAGAACAGUACCUUGUAUUACAACUAGUAUUUAUCAGAAUAAAAGAGAGUAAUGAAUUAGAGCUGGGAGGAUAAACCGAAAAGGAUCAACACCGACCAUACCAAUCACUUAUCUCAGGCAUUUUGCUGAUAUCGUUCAUUAUGAUAAGUAGCCUUUGAAAUGAAAUGAGUUUGCUAAUAUGGGUGAUUGUUAGUGGGACAAUUGAUGGCUACAACUAUCAAACUAGUAGUAAUAGUUUGUAAAGGAUAAUAAAACAAACUGUGGUGCACAUUAAUGUUAUAAACUUAUCAUUCUAUUUAUCGUUAUCGCAUCAAUUUAGUCAAUUUAUCGCAAUAUGGAUUUUUGACAGUAUUGCCCAGCUCUCUAAUGAAUUGUGUUGCCAGGCUGUGCCACUACCACUACUGCCUGUCAGACAGAUAUACACUGGAGUGUAGAACAGUCAAUAAAGACCACUACUUUGUAUCACAGCUGGUGUUUAUUAGCAUAAAGGAGAGUAAUGAAUUGUGUCUGUCAGAAAGACAAACAGACACUAGAGUGAAGUCUGAUAGUCCCACAGCUACUUACCUGGGUGUCUAAGCAAAGAUCCAGUAAAUGCUGAGGGCUUUGUUUCCUAUUCUCAUUCACCAAGACUUCCUGGAAAAUAGUGGAAAGUGUUACUAAGUCACUGAUUGGCCUAUCCUGGUUAAAGAAACAAUAUGGAAUUAAAUGUUCUUCAUUAGGGUGUGUGUGGCUAUCUAUAUAACUUUCUUUGUUUCAUCCUCGCUUCCUUCGUUCAUCACUCUGUUCUUUUGUUUCCCCCAGAACAAGAAGGGAACUGAUCUCCUGCUGGGAGUGGAUGCCUUGGGUCUACAUAUCUACGAUCCAGACAACAAAUUGACCCCCAAAUGUUCCUUCCCCUGGAAUGAGAUCCGCAACAUCUCCUACAGCGACAGAGAGGUACUGGAUCGUUACUUCUACAGCCUCUGAAAUUGGACCAGGAUUGGGGUCAGUUCCAUUUCAGUCCAGUCAACGCGGGAAUUAAACAGAAAUUCAAAUGUUCAAUGCAGUUUACUUUCUGAGUUGACUGAAUUUAAAUGGAAUUGACCCCAACCCUGAAUGGAACAAGUCUGUUUUUACAGAUUGUGUAACCUCUUACUUUGAGGUUUUAUUGUGUCUUGUCUUCUUUCUGAUCAAGUUUGCCAUAAAGCCUCUGGAUAAGAAAACAGACGUGUUCAAGUUCAACUCCUCCAAGUUGAGGGUUAACAAGUUGGUGAGUACAGUGAUGAAAACGAAACAUUAUUUUCUUUUCUGAAUGUAUUAUUAUGUGAGAGUUAGUUUCUUGUUUUUAAAGGCCCAGUGCAGUCAAAAACUAGAUUUCUGUGUUUUAUACACUGAAUGUACAAAACCCUUUCCAUGACAUAGAAUGACCAGGUAAAUCCAGGUGAAAGCUUUGAUCCCUUAUUGAGGUCACCUGUUAAAUCCACUUCAAAUCAGUGUAGAUGAAGGGGAGGAGACAGGUUAAAGAAGGAUUUUUAAGCCUUGAGACAAUUGAGACAUGGAUUGUAUAUUUGUGCCAUUCAGAGGGUGAAUGGGCAAGCCAAAAUAUGUAAGUGCCUUUGAACAGGGUAUGGUAGUAGGUGCCAGGCGCACUGGUUUGUGUCAAGAACUGCAAUGCUGCUGAGAAUGAUCCACCACCCAAAGGACAUCCAGCCAACUUGACACAACUGUGGGAAGCGUUGGAGUCAAUAUGGGCCAGCAUCCCUGUGGAACGCUUUCAACACCUUGUUGAGUCCAUGCCCCAACGAAUUGAGGCUGUUCUGAGGGCAAAGGGAAGGGUGCAACUCAAUAUUAGGAAUAGUGUUCAUAAUGUUUUGUACACUCAGUGUAUAUUUCCACACUAUAAGGGUUGGAAUAAUACUGUGAAAUUCUGAAAAUGAUGAUACUGCCCUUUUAGUGUAAGAGCUGUUUGAAAAGACCGCCUGAAAUAUCAGCCUGUUUUGUUGGGAUGGAACUUUGGAGGUAGUAAAUUAGUUAAUAGACCAAUAAAAAAUAGCAUUCCAAACCACUCUGCCAAUAACAGCUGGUUUUCAGUUUUCCCCUCCACACUCUUGCCCCUCUCUUGCUUGAGAAAUUGCAUUUUACUAAGAAGCAAUUUUUGUUUCUUUUUGACCAUUUUAAUUCAAAACAAUUACAGUAAGGUACUUCGUUGUUACCCAGAAAUUAUUUGAAAUUGAGAUACAAAUGGCUGCAUUGGACCUUUAAGUGUACUUAAACUCACCUAAUUGUUCCACUCUAGAUCCUGCAGCUGUGCAUGGGGAACCAUGACCUGUUCAUGCGGAGGAGGAGGGUGGACUCUCUAGAGGUGCAGCAGAUGAAGGCCAUGGCCCGAGAGGAGAGGGCCAGGAAACGGGUAUGAACAGAAUGGUCAAUGGAGGCCGAGUCGUUGGAAGAGACAUGGAGGUGGUUUACCACCCCGACUGUCUCUGUGCUCCUCUUUCUGCCUUUACAGCUGCAGCUCUUGUCCCUCUUGUUCAUCGUUACCUUUGUCCUCUGUCUCUUUGUGAUCCUGACUAUGUCCCUCUCGGUCGAACCUGUAACCUGCUUACGCCCCCGCCUCUCUCUGUCUGUGUCUAGGUGGAGAGGCAGCGGUUAGAGAGGGAGAAGCACCUGAGAGAGGCGGCAGAGAGAGCCAGGGACGAUCUGGAGAGGAGACUGAUGCAGCUACAGGAUGAAGCCCACAUGGCCAAUGAUGCUCUGGUAAGACCAGUGGGUUGUUCCUUUUUUUAUUUGUAUAUAUUUUUUUUUAACCCAGUGGGGUGUUCCUAGACUCAGACACAUCUCAUAUAAGUAGAUUGUUUACUAGGAGAAGGGAUGGUUUACCCAGGGAUUUUGGGUCCUGAUGCUUAAAGAAAUACAUCUUAUUAAUCUAAAUAAUUUAGAUUUGCAAUCGUUCUGCUAAGGCAAAAUAUGUGGUUAAUGAUUUGUGUGUUUUUCUCUCUUACCCCCUCCCUCCCUCUUACUGCUUUCAGAUGAGACAGCAGACCCACUGGCAGAGAAGGCCCACGUAGCUGCUUUAUGAAUGUUUAUGAACUGCUUAUGAACUGCUUAUGAAGGCCUUAUUUCUGUUUCCAUCCCUCUUUGUAGCUGCGUAGUGGGGAGACAGCAGACAAGCUGAGGAGGAGGCUAAACUGCUUUAUGAAUGUUUAUUAACUUCUAUGAACAUGUUAUGUCUGUUUCUUUCCCCCUCUCUAGCUUCGUUCUGAGGAGACAGCAGAUCUCCUGGCUGAGAAAGCCCAGAUAGCUGAGGAGGAAGCUAAGCUACUGUCCCAGAAGGCUAGCGAGGCCGAGGCCGAAAUGCAGCGUAUCAAGGUGACAGCCAUCCGCUCAGAGGAGGAGAGGAGAAUGAUGGAGCAGAAGAUGCUGGAGGCGGAGAUGAUGGCCCUCAAGAUGGCUGAUGAGUCAGAGAGGAGGUGAGUUGAAUGAAUGGUCCCGUGUGGCUCAGUUGGUAGAGAAUGGCGCUUGCAAUUCCAGAGUUGUGGGUUUGAUUCCCACGGGGGACCAGUAUGAAAAAUAUGAAAAUGUAUGCACUCACUACCCUGGAUAAGAGCGUCUGCUAAAUGACAAAAAUUUAAAAUUAAAAAAAUGUUGCAAAAACUUAUUUUAUUUGGGUGAAAAAUAGCACAACAAGAUGUGCAUUGGAUGUAG
Coregonus sp. 'balchen' is the source of this 26772-nucleotide messenger RNA. The record is from the annotation of a GenBank genome assembly. Lineage: Eukaryota; Metazoa; Chordata; Actinopteri; Salmoniformes; Salmonidae.